This is a messenger RNA of Pygocentrus nattereri (red-bellied piranha), 5578 nucleotides long. It is a transcript of the gene cobl, whose product is annotated as cordon-bleu WH2 repeat protein. Gene Ontology annotation, biological process: actin filament network formation; actin filament polymerization. The record is from RefSeq and is a predicted model, not a curated record. The transcript has 17 exons. Lineage: Eukaryota; Metazoa; Chordata; Actinopteri; Characiformes; Serrasalmidae. The coding region runs from base 247 to 4509 and encodes 1420 amino acids. Gene Ontology annotation, molecular function: actin monomer binding. Gene Ontology annotation, cellular component: ruffle; plasma membrane; dendritic growth cone.
ACCUGAUUGACAUGGCCGUUACCGGCUGAAAGGGUUAGCGACGGUGAAAGGAUUUUACUGGAACUCCUGUGUGAUUUUUCCGGGACAAGGACUUAUCAGUUGUCGCUGAGCUGGAAAUAUAUAAAUAUGUGAACCCCCAUGCCGUGGAACUCUGCCGGCUUUGAAUGGCAUUCAUCCAGAGUGGAAAAGUCUGAGGAGGACACUGAAAAAUAGAUGUAGUCUGGUCAUUGAGAGCUCCAUAAGGUUAUGGAUUUGGGUACUUCUGCAAGACCUCCGGUUGGAAGGAGAAUGAAGGCCAAGGCCCCCCCUCCACCCCCAGCUCCCCAGCCAGCCCCUCGCAAGAUUUUCCGUAAUGCAGUCCCUGAUGGAGGAGGGUCUCCGGGUGGAGACACCAAGGAGAACAUGCUACGAACCACGGUGGACCUCCAUAUUACCCUGCCUGCUGGCUACCAGACCACUGUCACUGUGAACGGCAGGAAAGCUCUCAUGGACCUGCUGGUGGAUUUGUGCAGUCAGUACCACCUGAACCCAGCGUAUCACACUCUGGAGCUGCUGUCACCUGAAGCACAGUCUGUGGCCUUCAAGCCCAAUGCCCUGCUGGGCGCUCUGGACGUGUCCUGUGCUCUGAUCAAGGAGAGAGUAGCUGAAGAGCGAGUGGUCAGGAAACCACCUCCUAAAGUGCCAGAGAAGACCGUGCGCUUGGUGGUGAACUUUCACCGUGGUCAGAAGGCGGUGGUGAGGGUUAACCCCCUUGUGCCACUGCAGAGCCUUGUGCCAGUAAUCUGCCAGAAGUGUGAGUUUGACCCAGCCCACGUGCUGCUGCUACAGGACAGUGUUAGCAACCACGAGCUGGACUUGCGCAAAUCCCUCUCUGACCUGGACAUCCGUGAACUCUAUGUGCUGGACCAGACCCUUGUUCUCCAACCUAAAAUGGCUUCGGCUCCUGUCCUUAACUACUCAGCAGAGUCUCUGCACUCCAACACUCAGAGUGCCAGUGGAGUGGAGAAGAAGGGCCUUCUGGGGUUCUUCAAGAUUAGCAGGAGGAAAUCUAAGACCGAGGAGCUGAGCUCUGAGGACAUGGAUGAUCUUGAUGAUAGUGUUAUGCAAAAUACAGACACUUACGAGAAUGGUCUGUCAGUGGCUGGGGGUCCGUGUGUGGAGGUGCGGCCCAACACUCUGGGUCAGUCUCAGUCGGCCAUGAACCUGUCCAGACUGUCUCCUAAAACAGAGCCCAAAAAACGCAGAGCUCCUGCUCCCCCUCCUCCUCCAGCUCACACACACACAGCCGUCCCGGCCUCACUGACAAAACCAGGCUCACCACGACUAGACAGCCAGAUGAAGAAGCGUAAAGCCCCAGCUCCUCCACCUACUCCGACCCCCAGCACCCCUGAGCAAGUGCUCACCGUCCCUGUUGCUGUAGUCCAUGUACCCCCUCAGGCUCAGGGUAGGACCUCUGUACCUGUCCAGGUUCUCAGCUCCACGUCACAGGCUGAUGAUUCUCUGUCCGACCUGAGCCACAGCAUUGAGGAUUCUGAGCCUGCUGGCUCCAUCUGCAGCAGCUCCAGCAGCGACGCCGCUGCUGAAUCAGCCAGCAGCAGCCUGGCCGAGGAGCUCAUGCCUGAACCGACCAACAAGAGACCAGCAAGCUCAACGCCAGAACCAGAGCCAGAACUGGAAGCAAAUCCACAGCCCGCUCCCAGAAUCACUGUUAAGCAAGAGCCAGGCCCGAGUUCCACACCAGAGGAGUCAGCCCUGGAGCUUAAAAUGGAGGAAAUGGAGAACAACCGCCACAGUGCGAUAGGGUCUGGGUGUAAUGUGCCCCUCAAACCCAGGAGAAGUCCUUUAAGGGAGCUGAAGCAGCUGACUGUCUCCUCUCCCCCCUCCAGCCCUCCCCCACCCUCUGGACAGGACCUCCAGCAGCAAACCUCCAUAGACAUGCACAUAUCAGAAACAGCUCCUCAUUCCUGGCUGCACUCAGUGACGCAGAGAGCGGAGCAGGAAGUGGAGACAGUGUCUAUGUGCAGCAGUGAGAGCUUGGCGGAUCAGGGCUAUGCAGCAUCCGAUGGCAUGGCCGAUGACUCAGGCCUUCUCAGCUCUCCGUCUGACCUGACCCAGCCCACCUCUCCAGAGGACAUCAUCUCCCUGAACCAUGACCCCUCCCCCUCCCCCAGCCGCCAGCCCAAAGACUGCUCCAGCGACAGUGAUGAGGGCUGUGCCACCUGGGGCUCACGGCACAGUGAAGAAGUGCAUCGAGGGAACCAGUCAGAGAAGAGACAGAACAGCUAUGAAGAGGAUGCUGAGAUCACUGCCCAAAUCCAUCUCACCUUGGCUGACCUAGAUGCAGACCUAGCAGGUGAAGUUAAUCAUGGAGACGAGGGGUCUGCGUACAUGGAUGAUAAAAUCCCAGUGUCUGUUAUUGAUAUGGAUGUUCCAGUUACAACCAUUGACGAAGUCCCUGAUGACAAACGGUCCAGUCCAAGUGUUCCUCAAGCAUUUUGCAAUACUCAAAGCAUGAACAAACAAGACAUCACUGGUAGCUCCAUCAAGACGAAUGUGAAUGUCCAGAACAAAAGCAAUAAUGCUUGCUUGUCAGACAAAGCGAGCAUUAGUCAAACCCAAGCAGAUCAGAUUCAGUCUACAGAAAAAGUUGUUAGACAUGAUGUUAAAGGUGAACUUCAUAAACUGAAUGAUCUGAAUGGCAGUGUGCCACAAAGGUCUCGAAGUCCUGUGGUAUGUCCUGUUGUCCAGAAUGUUCAGUUUGUUCCAGAAAGCAGGCUUAGGCCACCUCCCUUAGUUCGGAGCUACAGCAUGGAAAACCCUGAAAUGGAGAGAGCCUUGCCUUCGAAAGCACCCACUGCAGCUCAAAUAAAGAUCACCCAGAGUCCUGUGUCUAGGUUCGGCUUGAAAACCUUCACUGUCAUCCCUGCCAAACCGGCCGUGUCCCACACUCCCAAACCUGCAGGCUCCCUGGGCACAGGUGCCAUUAAGAUUGACGAGCUAGGUAACAUGGUCAAACAGAGAGAGGCUAGGCCAUCCUCAGCCCAAGACAACUACAGUCAUCCCAAUGAGGUGGCUGUUGACCCAGAUUCUCCACUUCUGGGCAAAGCCAAAGCUUUCUGGAGUUCAGCUGAGAAGCAGGAUCCAGCCCCUGAAGCCAACAAAGGGACUUCUGUGACAUCUAGAGAGGCUGAGGUGCCCAGACCUCUCCCUGUAACAGUAAAAUCUCACACUCCAGAGAAAUCAAAUGUUGAGGAACCGCUGAAAGAGGCCAGUGGGUCAACAAACCACUCAGAAUCUGCAGUAGUGAACAAACUUCCCAUUUCAAAUCCUACUGAAAACAGCUCUUUCUCAGAACAGAGGAAAAAUCUUUUUUUCCUCAAGCCUUCCAGAAGAACAUCCAGUCAGUAUGUGGCUUCAGCAAUUGCGAAAUACACCGGGACCCCCACAACCCAGGUGAACGGAAUCCAGGAAAUGGCAGAAUCAACAUCUGGUGGACAAAGGCAAUUUGCUAGCCGAAGCUUCAAACAUGAGAUUAGAUCAUAUGCAUCUUCAAAUGCAUCCACAAGCCCAGUGCCUUAUUUUCCUGGCCCUAAACGUUCACAAAGCUACCCUAGUCAUAUUGCAGAUGGGGAGGCAAGCUCUGAUGAGCCACGGUCCAGCGCUCCAAGCAAAGGUACUCUACCCUUUGGCACAGUGAACGAUAAAUCUCUGGAUUCCAGCCUAGUAAAUGCCAAGCCUCAACAGCAAACACAGGCAUCUACAUACUCUGAGUCCACACAGUUCUCUUUUAAAGAGUACAUGUCUGUGAAAAGCACCCCAGAAAGCUUGAGUCCACCAAGCACUACCCGUCCACCAGUUCCAAAGAAGCCCGAGGUGCUUAGUCCAGGUGUUUUGCCUGAACCGAACCAGGUUACCUUGUUUGGGCCGAUAAAGAAAUAUAAGCCUGUAAUACUAAAGUCAGUGGAGAAGGAGAUGUCACUUCACAGCUCACUCAUGGAGGCCAUUCAGUCUGGAGAGGGAAUUGAACGUCUUAGAAAGGUAUCUGGGUCUUCCUUGACAAGCACCAUGAAGAAACCGUCCUAUGUGGAAACUGAGAAUGAGCGCUCUGCACUUCUGUCAGCCAUCAGAGCUCAAAGUAACUCUGCCAGACUGAAGAAGACUAGAUCAGAGGCAGCUCUAGAGCUGGAGCAGUUCAAGAAGGCAGAGGAGGACAGGGCUGCUCAGAGAGAUGACCCCUCCUCGACUCCUCCUGAUCCUCCUGCGUUUGUACCUCCUCCUCCACCUGUCUUUGUUCCACCUCCUCCUCCUCCCUCUGCCCCAUCCAAGCCUGCGCUGGUGCUGCCUGCAGGGGGGAACCCAGAGUUGGCCAGAGAGGCUAUGCUAGAGGCCAUCCGCUCUGGCGCUGGAGCUGAGCGGCUUAGGAAGGUUCCUGUCACAGUAAAAACACGUAAAGUGAAUGGAAGACUGGGCAUCAUCAAAGCACCAUCUUCACCUUCUCAAGAACACUAGAAACCAGUUCCAAAUCAGAUUUUGUAUUUUCAGGAAUUCCAAUAGCCAAAUCAAUUUCUUUUGUAAUUUACUCUAAAAUGGCUCACAUAAUUAUUUAUUUUGUUAUUAGUUAUAUGCUGCUUCAGGUCUGUGCCAAUACCUUUUUUUAGUUUAGUUUGCUUUCUUCUAAACCAGAUUUGUAAAUUUAUGUAUCUGCUACAUAACAUAUAUAAUUUCUCCACGCACAUCUGCCUGUUUCCUCUUCAGCCACCAGUAUUUGCCUGAAUAUUCACAGGUAUUUUCUGUUCUAAUGUGUUAUUCUUAGCUCUAAUGUGCAUGUUUAUCCCUUAUUUUGGAUCAUCGGCUUAGGUAAAAGGUGCUUCUUAGACUUUCUUUUUAAAUUGGACAGUAAAGAGACACUGCGAAGUGCUUUCUGUACGCUUUCUGACAAUGCAAAUGUUUUUGAGGCAUCGUAGUCCUUUAUACAGCACUAGUAGACAUUUGUCUGAUGAAUAGAUGAUGAAUGAUAAACUGAUCUGAGUUUCUAAGUUAUGUAAAUACUUUAGCACAACAGCUAGCUUUGCUAUUAUUGUAGCAAAUAAUAUUUAAUUAUAGGCUUAUAGAUUUAUUCAUGAAUAUUUUUCGAUUCCUAUUAAUAUGUUUUCACCAUGCUGCUAAACAGAACCUUUUCUAAGACUUAUAUUUGCCAUUUUGAUCGGAAGAUAAAAUCAGAAGUCACUACAAAUAGAUUUGUUAAUAUAUACAUUAAAUUAUAAUUUAAUUUGUUUAAUAAACAAAGGGACUGUAUGAAAGAACUAUACAGGAUCUAGACAGGCCUUCAAAUAUGAGCUGUUAUAUACGGACAAAAUAGGAACAGGUAUGAAUGCACUUUUUUUGAGAGUUGUAUAUUUUGUACCAGUUCACAUUAGUAACUGCUUCUCUGAUUAAGUUUGAGAUUGGAUUCACAAUAUUGGUGGAAUUUUUUUUUUUUUUAAUCCUUUGCUUUUUUUAUGUAAAGUACACAAUGUUUUGAAAGUUUGCACAGCAAUUUAAAUCACAUUUGUAAUUAAUAAACUAUUUUGUAAUCCUU